Cottoperca gobio is the source of this 4583-nucleotide messenger RNA. RefSeq names its product synapse defective Rho GTPase homolog 1 (gene syde1). Gene Ontology annotation, molecular function: GTPase activator activity. The coding region runs from base 130 to 3045 and encodes 971 amino acids. Lineage: Eukaryota; Metazoa; Chordata; Actinopteri; Perciformes; Bovichtidae. Gene Ontology annotation, cellular component: synaptic membrane. Gene Ontology annotation, biological process: signal transduction; cell migration; regulation of Ras protein signal transduction. The record is from RefSeq and is a predicted model, not a curated record. The transcript is spliced from 14 exons.
AGGAGUCGCAGACAUGGCCGAGUGUGAGCAGAUCUGAACAUGAUGAAGGAGCGCUGACUCCUCUGGAUCUUUGUCUCCAGCAGAACUUCAGCCCGAGGAGCAGGACGGAGGGAGGGGGGGGGGGGCGCCAUGACCGAGCCCCUGCUGAAGAGAACCUUCUCCAGGCUGAGAGGCAAAGACAGAUCCAGGAGGAAGACCGACCCCAAAGUGAGCGAUGUUUCAGUAACGGCUGACGCUGUUCUGCAGACGUCUUCAUCACCCUCGUUGACGCCCCCCAGAGCCCCCCAAGCAGCGGACCCUGACCCCCCCACACCUUCACAUAACCACAUCACAGUUGCUAAGAAACAGUUGUGGGCGCGGCAGGGCUCUGCAGCUCCGCCCACCUCUCUGCAGUCAAGCUCCGCCCCCAGAAACUCUGACCGGGAGCGACCGCCGUGGAUGUCACAGGAUGCAUCUGGGCAGGCCUUGAGUCAGUGGCUAGCGCAGGAUAAGAUGGAGCAGUGUGGUGACGGGAUGUGCUUUGGUCUGACCCAGGACACGAGCAGCGCCACCUGUGUUUCUGUCAGUUGUACCACAGUACUGCCAGACACCCCACCACCACCAGGGGGCUCCACUGAUGUGCCGCCCACCUCUGUCAGCAACAAGUUUUCUGGUCAGCGGAUGUAUCUGCAGAGCCUGGAUCGCAGCAGCCGAGCCUGGGUGCUGUCUUCGGGAAAGACCCAGGGUUCAGACGAGGCCUGCGGGUUGCAGCAGGAGAGUGGCAGCAACAUCUGGUACAACCCGAUCCCUGAGGAGGAGGACUCAGGAGGUCCACGCAGGGAGGAGGAGGUAUGGAGGAGAAGGGACAAGAGGGAGGAGGCAGGAGCGGUGAAUCCCAGAGCUGAGCUGGGAGGAGUGUGGGUCGGCUCAGCAGAAAGUCCACCGGAGGGCGCCAACCCCAGCAUCAGCCACCAGACUGACAACAUCACCACAGAAAACACAGACUCUAGCCCCGCCUCCCAGAAGAAAGGGGGCGUGUCCGGCAGUGUGAUUGACAGGCUGCGGUCUCCUGGUACGGUGAGGAAACUCUCCCUGAAGAUGAAGAAACUUCCGGAGCUGCGCCGCAAACUCAGCCUGCGCUCCUCUUGUCGCACCAACCGGCAGGGAAACGACAGCAGAGGGGGCGGCGACGAGUCGAGUAAGAGCCCAUCAUCCGCCGUGUCCAAUCAGAACGUGAUCAGCAGAUAUCACCUGGAUAGCUCCGCUCCUCCCGCCAGACCACUGCGGCGGUCGUCGAGAGGACGAUCCGCCAAAGGAGGUUAUCUUAGUGACGGGGACUCCCCCGAGCUGCUGCCACGGCAACAUCCCCCCCCCGUGACCACCUCCCAGGAAACGGCGUGUGACAUCAGCUCGUUCCGACUGUACGUAGGCUCCGACCCUCCGAGAUGCAGCCAGCGGGUGACGGGUUUACUGACCGUCCAUCUGCUGGGCCUGGAGGAGAUGAAGAGCAGCAGGUCGGAGUGCAGUAAGGAUGUCUUCCUGGCCAUCCAGAUAGACGGGGUGACGCGAGCGAGGACCGCCCUCCUGACACUGCGGGGCUGCGCCCUCCCGCUGAACCACGCCUUCCACCUGGAGCUGGAGCGGGCCCGGCAGCUCCGCGUGGUGGUGCUGACCCCAGGAGGAUGUACAGCCGGUGCCAGCAGGAAUAGAGUGUGUGCUCUGGGAGGAGUCUGCAUCCCCCCGCUCUUUAAAGGCAGCCGCAGCCAGCAGCUGUGUGUGAAGCUGGAGCCCCGAGGACUUCUGUACGUCAAAGUGUCUCUGCAGGAGAAGUGGGACACGCAGCCCAGCAGUGACUCCUCCUUGCCUGCUAACGUCUUCGGGGUGGAGCUGCACCACCUGGUGGAGAUAGAAGGAUCUGCCCCCCCGAUCCCUCUGCUGAUCCAGAAGUCUGUGGCCGAGAUAGAGCGGAGAGGACUCAAGGGGGUGGGUCUGUACAGACUGUGUGGUUCUGCUGCAGUGAAGAAGGAGCUCAGGGAUUGGUUUGAGAGGAACAGUUCAGCGGUCUGCCUCAGCGAGGAUCUGUACCCCGACAUCAACGUCAUCACAGGUAUACUGAAGGACUACCUGCGGGAGCUGCCGUCUCCGCUGAUCACCAGGAAUCUGUACCAGGUCGUCAGGGAGGCCAUGACCUUUCAACCCCCACCUGCCCCACCUGUGACCACGGACCCCCAGCUGGCCCAGAAAACUGUAGAGCUGCUGUCCUGUCUGCCGCCUCCAGAGAGGGCCACCCUGUCUCUCCUGCUGGACCACCUCAGCCUGGUGGCAUCCCUCAGCUCUUGCAACAGGAUGACGCACCAGAACCUCGCCGUCUGCUUCGGCCCGGUGCUCCUCACCCCGACUCAGGAGGCCUGGAGUGGGGGGGGGGGGGGAGUAGGGAGGGAAGGAAGAGGAGGAGGGAAGGUGUUCGGUGAAGAGAUAGUGAGUGCGAUAGAUUUUAAACGGCACAUCGAGGCGUUGCACUACCUGCUGCAGCUAUGGCCAGGUGUCCCUUUAUCUUCCUUUUCAGUGCCGACCCGUCGAGUCCCAGCAAACGACCACAUUGACAACUCCCCGCCUCCCUCCCCCGGCCUUACCCAUAACCCCCUUCGGCCGAAGCAGCAGCGGCAUCCUGCACUGCGAUUGGCUCUGCCCCAGAACCCCGAUGAGGAGGUGGUUGUGUCACGUCGUGGUCGAGGCGGCCUGGCUCGGCUCGAGAGUCCGCCACCGAUCAACCGGUACGCUGGAGACUGGAGCGUCUGUGGACAAGAUCUUCUGUCCGGACAGGAGGCCGACUACGACGAGGUGGCAGGAAGUGAGAGUGACGGCGGCAGCGGGGACGAAGACGAGGAGGAGAAGAAGGAGGCGUGGUCCUCAGAAGGUGGAGGAGGAGUUGGAGGUAGUCUGUACGUGGACGAGUUCUUGGAUUUUGAUGCUCCGUUUAACUGUCGACUCAGUCUGAAAGACUUCGACACUCUGAUCCAUGACCUGGACCGAGAGUUGGCCAAACAGAUCAACAUCUGUCUGUAGAGGAGGAAGAGGAGGAGGAGCAGAGGAAGAGAGCAAGAGAAGAGGAGGACAAGGAGGAGGAGGAGGAGGAGGAAAACAAGGAGGAAGGGGAGGACGAGGAGGAAGAGGAAAAGGAGGAGGAAGGGGAAGAGGGGGAGGAGGAUGAGGAGGAGUCUGCCACUUUGAAUAAAGGCCAUUGCUCCAAAAUACAAACUCUCCCUGCAAAAAACAGGAACACACGGAUAAUUAUUUUUGCAGAAUGAAGGCGAAAGCAUGUCCUGCCCUACUCCGCCUCUGAUUGGCUCUCCCUGAUAUUCUUACCUGAGCCUAACCAAUCGAACUCCUCAUGCCUAAACUCAACCAAUCAGAGGCAGAGUGGAGCGGUCAUACCUCCGUCUGUGCUCCUGUUAGUUGCAGUGUGAAUCUCCGAGCAAUGGGACUUUUUUUGGACUAUUGGGGUUUUGGAAUAAUGGAAUGGCACCGAAUAGAGCUGUGUCUCAGUCUAAUAUGCUUACUUCACAGUCCGAAAUUAAAUUUUGUAAAUCUGAAUUUUAUUUAACCUCAAUUAAGUUCCAAAACUUUACGUUAAAAUUCUGAUUCUCUCAGUAUUAAUUAUAAAUUAAGUUAUUUAUGAGGCUCCUGAAGAUGUGAUACUGACCGCAGACCUCAGAUCAGUUAGUUUGACCUCUGACCUCCUCACAGCCUCCUCAGACUGGACCAGCAGAUGUGUCAAAUAUAUCAAUCAGAUCUGUUUAGCUCUAGAGAUUUAAAAAUCCUGAGGGAAGUGAUGAGUUGAACUCAAAGUGGAACAAGAAGAGUCUGGUUCUCGUAGCGUCUCUGGAUGUUUCCGGUGGUUUCUGUGCCAACAAGUCAAAGUCAGACCAGAUAAUUUAUUUCUCUGAUCCAAAGGUAAAUGUGGCUCCAGCGUUAAUAUGAAGGAGAAGAGUUUCUCUCUGAGGUGUCGCUGUGGAGGAACCCUUCAAAACUUUAUUAUUAUUAUUGAUGCAGUAUCGACCCUCUGAAGAUGUGAACUGUGUUCUUGUUGUUCUGGGUAUCAGGGUAGCAUCCUGUCGGGCUGUUUGCACUGUUCAAGCCAUAAUUUCUAAUUUCACUCGUUGAAACUUUUAGUUGAAGUGAACAAACUGCAGAACUCAUUGCUCUGCUGCUGCUGUCACCCCCUGCAGUUUUCUGGUAGUCCUGCAAGUUUCUGUUGGUCCUGCAGGGUUCUGUCGCCCCCCUUCAGGUUGAGCAGCAGAGCGGUGUGGGCGGCUCGUCAGUGUUUUCGCGGUACAGCGUUAUUGGAGCCACAGAAGGAAUACGAUGCCAUACUCAGUGUUUCCAAUGACGAUGUUUUAAUGUGUUCUGCAUUUGUUGUUUUGUUGACAGUAUUACUUUGUUUUGCACAACGAUAAUAAGCACUUAUGUUUUUUAUUGAUGAUGACGAUGUUUCUAUGCAGAUGAUGUAACCAAAGUGUUGAAGCACAGUUCCUGUUGGAACAGACCACAGCAGCCUGUCUUUUUACCCUGACCAACUAUUAAACACAGUAUUAUUAUUAUAA